AGUACUCCACAAUCUACGCAGUUGACAAUUGGGUAUUACCAAAAGGAAAUAAAGUCCCCAACAAAAGGAAUCAAGGAAAAACAAAACACAAAGAGAAUUUCCUCUUCUAUCAUUUUGCUGUGUAUUACCGUAUUCAAAAACGCUUGGGCAGGCGAAGGUUGGUUGAAGAUCGAGGGGACGAACGAGCAGUUGAAUCUCUAUAUGCAGAAACAUCACACCAAAUACUGGUUGCUGUAGUUAUUUUAUUAGUUCAUAGCGUAGAUUUGGAGUUGGAAGUGAAGUAGAAACAGAGCUAAGAAACUAGUUUUUGUUAUUUUUUGCUCGGAGAAGAACUAGCGAAGACCUGAUCAUUUGCUUUCUCCCCACAGAAAUUCAUUUUCCGGUAUCAGAUUUCUCAGGUACUUAUCGCCAUUUUUCUUCUCUAACCCUGUCUUUACAUAUGAUUCAUAAAUGUAGGGAGAAAAGAAUUGACCUAGUUGUUUUCCUGAACUGUUGAAUUGGUAUAAGAAUUUUAGACAUACCCUGUAAACUUGUUGUUAGUAUUCUUCUAAAUCCAAUGGUAAUUGUUUAAGAAAGAAUGGAGGAAGAUUGGUCUAUUUACUCACAUAGUCCAGCACAUUUGGCUGUGGCUAGAAGAGACUACGCUGCUUUAAACAGGAUUAUUGCUUCAUUGCCCCGUCUGGCCAAGGCUGGGGAGGUGAAAACAGAGGAGGAUUCUCUGGCUGCUGAAAAAGAAGCUGAUGCCCUUUCUUCAGUGAUUGACAGUAGAGAUGUCCCGGGUCGGGAAACCCCUCUCCACCUAGCCGUCAAAUUAAGAGACCCAAAUUCGGUCGAGAUUCUAAUGUCUGCCGGGGCCAACUGGAGUCUCCAAAACGGUCAAGGGUGGAGUGCCCUACAGGAGGCUGUGUGUUUAAAGGAGGAGAAAAUAGCCAUCAUCAUUGCCAGAUAUUAUCAACCCUUCGCCUGGGCCAAGUGGUGUAGAAGGCUCCCUAUGAUUUUGGCAACCACUUCACGGAUCCGUGAUUUUUACAUGGAGAUCACCUUCCAUUUUGAGAGCUCCGUGAUACCCUUCAUUGGUAGAGUUGCCCCAUCCGACACCUACCGAAUUUGGAAACGGGGAACCAAUCUCCGUGCUGAUAUGACCUUAGCUGGAUUUGACGGGUUUCGGAUCCAACGGUCGGAUCAAACCUUUCUUUUCCUCGGUGAUGGGUAUUCAUCAAAAGAUAUAUCUUUGCCUGCGGGAUCGUUGGUAGUUCUCUCCCAUAAGGGGAAAGUAAUAAAGAAUGCUUUUGAAGGUGCUGGAAUCCAGCCCACAGAAGAUGAAGUUGCCCAUGAAGUGUCUUUGAUGUCCCAAACUAAUAUGUACAGGCCAGGUAUAGACGUGACCCAAGCUGAAUUGGUCCCUCUUUUGAAUUGGAGGCGUCAAGAGAGGACCGAAAUGGUUGGUGAAUGGAAAGCAAGGGUUUAUGAUAUGCUUAACGUGAUGAUUAGUGUGAAGUCAAGGAGGGUCCCGGGUGCAAUGACAGACGAGGAGCUAUUUUCUCAAGAGCAAGCAGGAGACGUUCAUUAUUGCGAAAAUGACCUCACGGCUGAGGAAAGGAUGCAGUUAGAUUCUGCACUUAAGGGUAGCCAUUUUGACAAGCUUGCUGAUAGUGAGGAAUCCAAUGGUAUUGCUAAAGAAAAGAAAAGUUGGUUUGGUUCGACUAAAAAAAAUUCAAAGAACGGGGAAAACCAUAAUUUAUUACCAUCAGGUGUUUCUAAGGAGGGUAGUGGCGAAGUAAAAAAAGGGAAGGAUAAAAACGGGAAAAAGAAGAAGCAAGGGACAACAAGUGAGUCAAAGAAUGAGAGCGAGUAUAAGAAGGGAUUAAGACCUGUUCUAUGUUUGACACCGGAUUUUCCAUUGAAGACUGAAGAAUUACUGCCGUUACUUGAUAUAUUAGCCAACAAGGUAAAAGCUGUUAGGAGAAUAAGGGAGCUUUUGACCACAAAGCUUCCCAAUGGUAUGUUUCCUGUAAAGCUUUCCAUCCCUCUAGUUCCAACUAUUCGUGUUGUGGUCACAUUUACAAAAUUCGAGGAACUUCCUCUAUUGGAAGAGUUUUCAACUCCCCUCUCCAGCCCCACCCAUUUCCAAGAUGCCAAAUCUAAAGAAUCAGAGACUUUAAACUCCUCAUGGAUUUCAUCAUGGGUGAGAGGGAGUAGUGGCCAACAAUCUAUUGACAGUGAAAGUUGUGAGGAGAUUGACCCUUUCCACAUUCCACCAGAUUAUGUCUGGGUUGAUUCCAUUGAAAAGAAACGUCGAGUGAAAUCCAAGAAAGGGAAGCACAAAAAAACAGACCGAGGGGCGCCAGAUGAGUGAUGCCUGGUGGAAAUGAAAAGGGCAGUUUUGCCUUUUCCAAUUAAGAGAGGUAAGAAAAGGUUCGUUUUGCACAUACAGGCUCUCAUAGGCUUCACUCCUUGUGCUUUGUUGGACAUUUUUCCACCUUUAACCACUCACUCACUAUGGUGGCAAUGACGCUUUUGGGUAGUGUGUCUUAAACUUAUGUCAUUCGACUGUUGUGAUUGAGAUACUUUUGGAGUAUAUUUUCAAUUUUUUACACUCUUAGUUCUCUGACUGCCAUGGCAAUGACAUUUUUGGUCCUUCAAUCAUUGUGACAAUGACAUUUUUGUCCUCUAACUAUUAUGGCAAAAUUUAAAGACAUGUACCAAAAGUGUCAGUCUUAAAUUGUCGAACAACUGAAAGUGGAAAAGUUCAAAUUUGGAUAUUAAUAAGUGUUUUGUCACGAAAAUCCGAAGAUUGAAUGUAGAAAUAUUCAAAGAUGAGUACUAACAGUGCAAUUGACAUUGAGAGGAUUAAAAGGAAUUGUUGUGAUGUUAUACUCCA
This is a messenger RNA of Cuscuta epithymum, 2881 nucleotides long. The record is from the annotation of a GenBank genome assembly. NCBI's taxonomy places the organism in Eukaryota, Viridiplantae, Streptophyta, Magnoliopsida, Solanales, Convolvulaceae.